Molecule: messenger RNA, 5254 nt
Organism: Hipposideros armiger (great roundleaf bat)
Lineage: Eukaryota; Metazoa; Chordata; Mammalia; Chiroptera; Hipposideridae
Gene: EFHC2
Product: EF-hand domain containing 2
Exons: 15
Coding region: 2894-5047 (717 amino acids)
Biological process (GO): regulation of neuron projection development
Cellular component (GO): microtubule
Source: RefSeq, a predicted model, not a curated record
AUUAAAAGGGAGAAAUAUUCUACAUUAGGUAGAACUUUGGCUGCGCUUCUCUGCUCCCUAUCUGUGUGAUGCUUUCAUCUGGUACAGUGGGGUGGGCUACUGUGGGGAGCUCUAGUAGCUGGCUCAAUUUAUUCAUUUUGGAAAUAUUUAUAGUGUCUGUUCUGUGUAUGAUACACUGGGGAAGUGGGGGGAGGGGUGCACAAAAGCGUCUGCCAUCAAAUAGAGACUAAAAUAUUUCCAUAUGAAAAGUUAUAAUAAAAUAGGAGAACCUGGAUAUGAUUUGGUAGCAAAUGAGUCAUAGGGAUAACUGCUUUCAGAGUCCAAACAUGAAUGAAAACUGAAAAAGAGAGCACUUCAUUUUUACCUAUACAUUUCUAAGUAUGUGUUGAUUUGUUUGAAAAUACUUGUAUAAAAUGCAAAAUAUUACCAGUGCUCUCCAUACUGCCUCCUCUCUCUUAGUGCCACUUGUUCUGCCUCAUGUGUGCACCAUUUCCCCACUAGCUAAUAUGCUACUUAAAGCAGUUGUAUGUGUUAAUCACUAACCUGUGGCUCACACUAUGUAAUGCUUUGCUCACGGUAGGUAUUCAGUUAAUACGGAUGAGUGAAGGAGCAUGUGAAAAAUAUAUAAUUGUGCUAAAGUUGGUGUCAACCUAUAGGAAACCUAUAGCAGUCUAGUGAAUCAGGCUCCAUCAGAAAGGACUUGGUGGGGCUUGGUUGGAAUGAAAAGCCUAUAGCCUGCCUUUGUUUAAAAUGGGGAUUUUUAUAUUUGAGGGCAUGAAGGCUGUUUGCAAGAUUUAUUAAAACUUGAGUAUAUGGAAUAUAGGCAUUUUGUGGUACAGGCUUCGGAAGCUAUAUAAGAACAUUUUGACUGAUUUUUAAUUUUUGUUCUUAUAUCCCUCUCCAACCCCCCUCACAAGAAAAGAUGAUUUUUAAUAAGCAAUAUGAAUGAAAUAUGUUCAUUAUAGAAAAAUAUAUGACCAUAAAGAAUAUACAGAAUGUUUCUAAUAUGUUUUAUUUAGAGAUAAUUGUUGUCCAUAUUUUGGUAGAUAACCUUUGGAGUCUUUCCACCUGUGUAUGAGCACAUGCCAUGUGUAUUUUGUAUAAAAAUUGAGUCAUAGUUGAGUUACUAUUUUAUAAGUAGUUAUUUUCAGUUACAUUUUAGGAAUAUGGUUUUAUAAUAGUAGGUACAUUUUUGAUGAAAGAAAAUAAGUGCCUAUCCUUAUCUCCUUUUAUGAAACAGCCAUUAAUAAUAGUUCUUUUUAUAUACUAUAUUUUAAUAGUUAUAUUACUUUUAUUGUUCAAGUUUGGAGAGUGUAUAUUGAAUGCCCACUGUGAAAGGUAAGGAAUUUUGUGCACAUCCACCAUGCCCUCCCUUUUUUAUUGCUAAUGUAUUUGUAGUUUUUUUAGUAGAUGCCUUUAUUACUUUAAAUAACAUAUUUUUCUGUCUUUAUUUACCAACUUUAGAUAAUAUCUGCUAACUCCCUGUAAUUAAAGAUGAAGAAAAUAAGCAUACAUUUUCCCUGCUAUCCUCUGGCCUUCUGAUUUUUAUUAAAUUACUAUUACUUUUAAUAUUACAUUCAAGUGAUAGAAUUCUGUGCAAUUAUUAAGAGGAAUGUAGAACUAUAUACAUCGAUCUAAUAAGAUCCACAUGAUAGUGAUAAAAAUCAGGUUACAAACAGUGUGAUCCCACUAUUUUGAAAAACUACGGGUGAGUAUAAGUAUGCACACAGAUAUUCAUAGAGGCUAUCUCUGAGAGCUUGGUAUAUAAGGAUUUUCACCUGGUAUUUUCAACACUUUUAUGUUGUCUGAAGUCUUUAUAGUGAGUACAUAUUAAUUUGUCGUUAGCAAAAGUUAUUUUUUUAAGAAUCAGGAAUAGGGAUUCAAUAGAUUAUUGCUAUUUUAGGGGCCUUUUUGUUUUUAACUUUUCUGCUUCAUUCACUGAAUUUAUUUUUUAAGUUUUUGUCAAAAUAAUGCACAUAGUGCAAGAAAUUAAAUGGUAUUUGGUGACAAAUACAGCUUCUAAAAAAAGGAGCUCUUCUCUGCUCUACUUCUCUCCGACUUAGUGGCUUUUUCCCCAGCAGAGUGUCACCUGUAUUGGUUGUUUCUCUUGGUAUUUUCUACAACCGUAUUUCUUAGACUUUCUAUUGUGAUAAAUGGCUUGACUUGGACUUCCUAUUAUGGUAGAUAAGGAUUUAGCUCUAUAGCACCUUCCUUUUUGCAUCCUUGCAGUAACAAUUUAUUAAAUUCUUAUAAAGUUUUAUACAUUACUAUGACAAAUAUUGUUUACUAUUGAAUAAGGACACAACUUCCUACAGGUACCUUUAUGUGGGUUCAGUUGGAAUCUAGCUUUAGCCUGAUCCUGCGACUAGCUCUGGAGCAUGAAAGGCACUGUGGCUGGUAGAAUAAUGGCUCCUCAAAGAUCUUCACAUCCUAAUCCCCUGAACCUGUGAAUACAUUAGGCUAUAUGGCAAAGGAGAAUAAAGGUUGCAAAUGCAAUUAAAGUUGCUACUCAACCAACCUCAAAGAGAUUAUUCUGGAGUAUCCUAGUGGGCCCAAUGUAAUCACAAGAGUCCUUAAAAGAAAAAGAGUGAGGCAGAAGAGAAUGUCAAAGAGGGAGAUUUGACUAUGGAAGAACGUUCAGACAGAUGCUAUGUUGUGGCUUUGAAGAUGGAGGAAGGAGGCCAUGAGCCAAGGAUUGCUGAUGGCCUCUUGAAGCUAGAAACAGCAAGAACACGGACUCUGUCCUGUUGCCUCCAGAGAGGAACACAGCCCUGCUGACAACUUGAUCUUAGCCCGGUGACACCCAUGUUGGACUUCUUACCUCCACACCUAUAAGGUGGGAAAGCAGAAGUUUCACAAAUCUCAACAUUGGGGCUUUUGCAACAAUGUUGGUAUGCUGAUGAGUGAAAGUAAACCAGGAAUAGGUGGAGAACUGCUUUCCUGGCAAAAGCUGGAGCCUAAAUACACUGUAUUUCCUCAAGAAAUGGGAAGUGAGGCACCAUCCUGGGUAGCUUUUGAUAAACAGGUAUUGUCUUUUGAUGCGUAUGUGGAAGAUGAAGUGCCUGAUAAACGUCAAGAAAACUAUAGAAUAAGACGCUAUAAAAUCUUAUUCUACCUUGAAGAUGACACAAUUCAAGUCAAUGAACCAGAGGUGAAAAAUAGCGGACUGCUUCAAGGGACUUUUAUCCAUCGUCAUCGGAUUCCUCUUCCACCUCCUGAUGAAAAUGAGUUUUAUACUGCGUGUCAUUUCAAUAUCAACAUAGACGUUGUCUUUUAUGGCCGAACAUUCAGGAUUUAUGACUGUGAUGCAUUCACAAAAAACUUUUUGAAGAAAAUGGGAGUCAAAUUAAGCCCUCCAGGACAGUGUCCAGAAGAUCCUUACCUGAAGAUAUGGAGAAAGAACCUGGACAAUAUAAUGGACGUAUAUCCCCAUGAGUCCUCCAACACCCUGAAACAGUUCCUCGAAUAUGAUAGGAAGGUUUUGCGUUUUUUCUGCUUGUGGGACGACUCAACCUCAUUGUUUGGGGACCGCAGAGAACUCGUUUUGCGUUACUUUCUGUCUGAUGAUACUAUCGAAGUCAGAGAAUUGCUGCCACACAACUCAGGCCGCAGUGGUAUGCCGUUUUUCCUCCGGAGGAGAAAGCUGCCCAAGUAUGGCCCGCCUGGAGUCUAUCAACCAGGCAAGGUGGCAGAUCAAGCAGUUCUCAAUGUGUAUGGGGGCCGCCUGACAGUGAGCCAACUGCGUGGCUACCUGUUGGAUAAAUGCAAGCUAGGAAAAUUAGAACAAGAAUUUUACAAAGACAGUGACCUGUCCUUAGGAACCACCAUCAAUGUGUGGGGAAGGAAAGUGCUCCUUUGUGACUGUGAUGAAUUUACGAAGACUUACUAUAAGAAUAAAUAUGGAAUUGAGAACUUUACCUCGAUUUCAUGCAAGGCUCCACCUCCUCCAAAAAUAGAAAGGAAAUUUCCACCUUACACCGGCUUUGGUUCUGAAGAGGAUUCUCUCUGCUCUUGUAUAAGCCUCCUGCCCAAAUGUCCUCGUCAGAAUAACAUCAGGAAAUUCUUGGAAAAAGACAGCUAUGGCGACGAAAGCAAUAUACUCCGGUUCUUAGCAAAACUAAUCACAAGCCAAUAUGCCAGCUUGGACAGGCUGUUUAUUAUUUCAUAUUUUCUCAGUGAUGACACGAUUUCGGUGUUUGAGCCCACAGAUAAGAAUUCAGUUUCAGGUCUACAGAAGUUCCUUAAAAGAAUGCGUGUUAAGAAGCAUGGACAAAAAGUCUUUAAAAGUGAACCAUCAGAAUAUAUCAAGGUCCAGGACCUGUAUAUUGGAGCCCAAGUGAUUGUGAAUGGCUAUAUGUUUCUCUUACUCAGUGCUGAUGAGUACACCUUACAAUUCAUGGAGAAAAAUGCAGAUGAGUUUCCUUUGAGCAAACUUGAACUUGUCCUAGAAAAGCUGAAAGAAAAACCAUUAAAUUCCAGAGACAUCAUGCUGGUAUUUAGGGCUGCUGACCCUGGGGACACAAAGAAGAUGGAUUAUAAUACAUUCAGAGACAUAGUGAUGACUAUCGCUGCUGGAAAACUCAUAGAACAAGAAUUUGUAACCAUUGCACGUCACUACAGGGUGCCCGAUGACCCUUGUCUAGACAUGAAUGUCCUUAUUGCAAUGGCCCAUGAACAGCUCAAGAAAAAUAAUUUUGAGAGUUUUGAAAGACUCAUUUAUAGAUGUGUAUACCAAGAUCGAGAAAAAAAAAAUGUAUUGCCCAGCAAAGACAUCAGAAGACUGUGCAAGUCCUGCAGGUUACCUUUGAUUGAUGAUCUUCUAGGAUCCUUACUGUCCAUGUUUGAAGACAGUGAAGAACAAAUCAAUUAUGAGUCAUUUUUCUGUGCCCUGAACUGGAGAAUAAAUCCAGUGCCCGAACUGGUAGAAACGUCGCCUUUGAAAGAGAGAUAUGACGAUGUGUCAGUCGGGAUGCCAUCACUUAUUCCUUUGAAAUACAUUGACUAUUUAAAAUUUUUCAAUGACGUAUAUGGCAUAGAGGAGCAGUAACAUGCCAGUUUCACUCAAUUCCCUUUGAUUUUCUGCUCUAAUUUUGCCAAGUUUCUUUCAGGAGAUAUAAUUUCAUUAAAAACAAAAAAGAAUCACGGCUGAUAUUGAAUUGAAAUCCAUAAACUACAAUUAAUCUCCUUUUGUCAUUUUAGUUUUUCAUAACAUGAUAUUAUAUUGCCGAUGUACCAGCACUAAUAAAAAUGUCAU